CGGGACCAGGAUUGGGAACCACUGCUGUAGGCUACUAUACAUUCCUAAACCAAAAAUACACCAUAGGCAUUAGCGCACUGCUCACUAAUGACUUUAGGAGUCUUACCAACACCACCAACAACAAGAAUCAGUUGUUCAGUAUCUAAAAUCCAUGGCAGCAGCGCCUGCGACAAGCAUCCAUGGACCUUCUGCACCCCCUGCAAACAUGUUCGACACAGUCCCUGGAUAUGAAGGAACAAUAGCUGGCGGAGGUGGUGGGUAUCUUCCACCUCCACCUCCAUCUGUACCGAUGCCGGAACAAGCCCCCAGCUCUCCAAACUGGCAUAUACCCUCCAUCUCAGAGGACCAAGCACGUGACUCUUUCGCAAUGUACGUCUCCAGCAAGUGCUGUUAUAGUUCUGACCCUGUCAAAGAGGGAGUCAUAACCAGUAUGGAGUCCUUUAAUACCUACAGGUAUCGUUUGGAGACGUUCAUGGAGUCCAGAUCUACUGAAUGGAGUCAGAAGCCUUAUACAGGUCAGCCUGUGGACGCUGGUGUUCAGCCUGCUCCAGGUCCGUGGCAGAUUGCAGCUCAACCUCCAGCCUUCUUUCAAGAGCACAAGCAGACCAUUAAAGUGCCCUAUACUUCCUCCGUCAAGAACUGUCACGUUUGUCUGGGAAUGGGAAGAAACCCCUGUACCACCUGUGCUGGAGCUGGAAACAAAGUCUGUUGGGUGUGUAAUGGUUCUGGUUACCGUCAAUCUGAUGACCGCUGCAUGCACUGCAAUGGGCGCGGGCGUGAAAACUGUAGUUCGUGUAGCGGCAGCGGAACUCGCCAGUGUGACACCUGCCAUGGAAAGAGACAGCUGCUCGUCUUCAUCAACCUCAUUGUUAAAUGGAGCACUGAGAAGGAUGAAUUCAUAGCGCAAGACUCGAGUGGACUGAGAGUGGAAAAUCUGGGGAAGGUUUCAGGGAAGGAACUCUUCAAAGAUGCCCAAUAUAUGGUCUAUCCAGUGAGGGGCUUUCCAGAUGUUUCUGUUGGACAAGCUUCUGAGCGCUUAGUAAGAGACCAUCAGGUGAAAUACGCCCAGACUUCCCUCAUAUUACAACAGAGGCAGACGAUCGAGCUCAUUCCUAUAACCAAAGUGAACUACAUGUGGAAAGGAAAGCCUUAUGUUUAUUAUGUGUAUGGAAAUGAGUUUAAAGUGAAUGCUGAUGACUAUCCCGCAACCUGCUGCUGUUCUGUGAUGUAACAUCAAAUACACCUGACCUGAUGUACAGUAUAAUAUAAAUGCUGUAUAUCCAUUAAGAUGAACAAGUGUAAUGUCUUUUGCCUAUACAUCCCAGAAUCAUGACAUCUGUAGCUAACAGACACAUAAUGCAACCUGUCCAAAUGGGGCAUUGUUUAUGCAGCUGAACUUCUAACCAUGUACAUAUAUGUAACAUUUUAUGUCACCUGACUCAAUAUGACCAAAUGUGAAUUACUAAACCUCUUAUAGAUUAAUGCAUUUUUCAGAAGACCUUACUAUUCAAAGAAUUUGAAGUAUAUUUUGUAUUAAACCUAUAAACAAAAAUAAUGUAUUGAGAUUAAGAAAGUCAAAAUAAACUCUGAAUAAACAUUCUUUUCAUUUUUGUA
Cyprinus carpio (common carp) is the source of this 1614-nucleotide messenger RNA. RefSeq names its product protein SSUH2 homolog. NCBI's taxonomy places the organism in Eukaryota, Metazoa, Chordata, Actinopteri, Cypriniformes, Cyprinidae. The record is from RefSeq and is a predicted model, not a curated record.